Solea solea (common sole) is the source of this 4026-nucleotide messenger RNA. Its product is annotated as protein Hook homolog 2-like. Gene Ontology annotation, cellular component: cytoplasm; centrosome. Bases 154 to 2424 code for a protein of 756 amino acids. Gene Ontology annotation, molecular function: microtubule binding; dynein light intermediate chain binding. Gene Ontology annotation, biological process: cytoplasmic microtubule organization; cytoskeleton-dependent intracellular transport. NCBI's taxonomy places the organism in Eukaryota, Metazoa, Chordata, Actinopteri, Pleuronectiformes, Soleidae. The transcript has 21 exons. The record is from RefSeq and is a predicted model, not a curated record.
GCAGCACCAGGAGCAGCAGCGGGAGGAGUAGGAGGAGGCCAUGGCUCGAUAUUGAGUGACGUGGACAGUGUCAGGACUGAGUAACAAACUUCGUGGGAAUAAAAAGUCUUGUCCUCUCUGUCAGCUCAGCCAGGAUCCACUGACCACAACACAAUGAGUGUGGAUAAAGCAGAGCUCUGUGACUCACUGUUUACUUGGUUGCAGACGUUUCAGGUGCCGUCAUGCAGCAGCAAGCAGGACUUGAUGAGCGGUGUGGCCAUUGCUCAUGUGCUGCACAGAAUAGACUCCUCCUGGUUUAAUGUGACAUGGCUAGGCAGGAUCAAGGAGGAGAGCGGGGCCAACUGGCGCCUCAAGGUAAUUUGUGAAACAACAGGAUGUGACAUAAAACUGUACAGCAACCAAAAGUGCUCAAUAUCUCCAGGUUUUUCUUUUUUACUUUUUUCCCUGAUGAGAAUAUGGGUUGAGUUUUUAACUCUUGUUUUAUUCUUUCAGGUCAGCAACUUGAAGAAGAUUCUGAAGAGUAUGAUGGAGUAUUAUCAUGACGUGCUCGGUCAUCAGGUGUCAGAUGAGCACUUGCCAGAUGUUAACCUCAUAGGAGAGAUGGGCGAUGUGACUGAGCUGGGAAAGCUGGUACAGCUUGUACUGGGCUGUGCUGUUAGUUGUGAGAAAAAACAAGAACAAAUACAACAAAUAAUGACACUUGAGGAAUCAGUCCAGCAUGUUGUGAUGACAGCGAUCCAGGAGCUCUUAUCAAAGGAACCUUCAUCUGAACCAGGGAGCCCAGAGACCUACGGAGACUUUGACCACCAGUCCAGGAAGUACUAUUUCCUGAGUGAGGAGGCAGAUGGGAAGGAGGACCUGAGUCAGCGCUGCCAAAACCUGGAACAUCAGUUGUCAGUGGCACUGGAGGAGAAGUUGACCCUGCAAGCAGAGACUCGCGCCCUGAAGGAAAAGCUGAGCCGCCGUGACUCCCUGGACACCACCGCCACUUCCAUCACUGGCAAAAAGCUGCUGCUGCUGCAGAGUCAGAUGGAGCAGUUGCAAGAAGAGAAUUACAGACUGGAGAAUAGCAGAGAUGACUUGCGUCUGCGAGAAGAGAUUUUGGAGCGGGAGGUGACCGACCUGCAGCUGCGUAAUGAAGAGUUGACCAGCCUAGCGCAGGAGGCCCAGGCCCUCAAAGACGAGAUGGACAUUCUCAGGCACUCGUCUAAUCGAGUGAACCAGCUCGAAACACUGGUGGAGACGUAUAAACGGAAGCUGGAGGAUCUGGGAGACCUGCGAAGACAGGUGCGCCUCCUGGAGGAGCGCAAUACUGUGUACAUGCAGCGUACCUGUGAGCUGGAGGAGGAGCUCCGCCGGGCGAACGCAGUCCGCAACCAGCUGGACACCUACAAGAGACAGGCUCAUGAGCUUCACACCAAGCACUCAGCAGAGGCCAUGAAAGCUGAGAAGUGGCAGUUUGAGUACAAGAACCUUCACGACAAGUAUGACGCACUGCUGAAAGAGAAAGAACGUCUGAUCUCGGAGAGAGAUACACUUCGGGAGACAAAUGAUGAGCUCAGGUGUGCACAAGUCCAGCAGAGGGGCCUCAGUGGAGCAGGAGGCUUGUGUGACACUGAUGUCACUGUUGGGAACCUUGCUGCAGAGAUCAUGCCCACUGAGCUCAAGGAGACCGUUGUGCGCCUUCAGAGUGAAAACAAGAUGUUGUGUGUCCAGGAGGAGAGCUACAGUCAGAAACUGGUGGAGGUGCAGGCCGAGCUGGAGGAAGCUCAGCGCAGCAGGAACACUCUGGAAACUCAGAACAGGUUGAACCAGCAGCAGAUCUCAGAGCUGCGUGCUCAGAUCGAGGAGCUCCAGAAAGCAAUGCAGGAGCAGGACAGCAAGAAUGAAGAUUCCUCCUUAUUGAAGAAGAAGCUUGAGGAACAUUUGGAGAAGCUCCAUGAAGCUCACUCAGAUCUCCAAAAGAAAAGAGAGGUCAUCGAUGACCUCGAGCCCAAAGUGGACGGCAAUAUGGUGAAGAAGAUUGAUGAACUCCAGGAGAGCUUGCGUAAAAAGGACGAGGACAUGAAGCAGAUGGAGGAGCGAUACAAGCGCUAUGUGGAGAAGGCAAGAACGGUGAUCAAAACCCUGGAUCCCAAGCAGCAGCCGGUGACUGGUACUCCUGACAUUCAAGCUCUCAAGAACCAGCUGACGGAGAAGGAAAGAAGGAUCCACCACCUGGAGCACGACUAUGAGAAGAGCAGAGUCCGACACGAUCAAGAGGAGAAGCUCAUCAUCAGUGCAUGGUACAACAUGGGUAUGGCGUUGCAUCAGAAAGUGACCGGCGAGCGAGUGGGACCCUCUAACCAGGCCAUGUCCUUCCUCGCCCAGCAGAGACAGUCCACCAACGCCAGGAGAGGCCUGAUUCGAAAUCACCCAAGAUAAUGGGAUGAACAAAAAAAAAUAGCAACGCUCCAGCAGAUGAACAAAACAAAACACACAGAGAUGAUACUGACUGGAGAUACAGCAAUCUUCACCUGAACCUCUGUCAUUUUGCCUUAAUGCCUUCACUGGGUUGCUGCACCUCAAAGAGAAUGUUUCCUUGCUGCUGCUGCCCCCUGCUGGAUCGUAAUGGUACAAGAUGUAUUUUGUUCUCUGUGUAGCCUCAGAGAAGAGAGACGCUACAGUGUUUGACUGUGAUGUUGAUCAAAUUCAGAGUAAACUCACAGAAAGAAAUGACUGGCUGGAGUAGGAGGAGUCAUAGCCUUAAAAAGAGACUGUCACCUUUUAAGGUGGCUUUUGUUUCCUCUUUAGCUUCUCAGACACACUCCUAUUGUUUUAAUUGUUAUCAUUUUUUUUUUAAUACAUGAUGAAAUGUGAAUUAGUUUUGUCAAGGUUACAGGUGAAAUGUGGUUGACGAGGUAGAGGCAAUACAUUUACUACUGUAUUUUUAAUGCUGUAAAGCUACACAAGUUGGUGUUGGACAUUAGCCAUUAGUACACCUCUUUGGUUUUGUUUAUUUGUUUUUCCUUCCUGAAAAUGUGUGUUUAGUGUUGUUUUGUUUUGCUUUGAUAAUAUAUCAAGUCCAGGAGGUUUGUUUAAUGGCUUUAGUCAUAUUUUUUCUCUAAUUGAGUAUUCACAAUAAUACAUUUUCAUUAGAAUCUUACAAGGUACACCAAAGCACUUUCUCUCUACAUGGGUGGGUUUGUCCUUUGCCUCACUACAUACAUUACUCUUGUCUCUUUUAUUUAAAGAUUCUAGGGUCUCGUUCAUCAUGUCGAGUGCUAAUGUGACUUCUGUGAAUGAUUUUGAUUUUUUUUUUCUAAUUCCUUUUCGUGCCCUCUUCCCAAAGACUGAAGAAGGGUGUUGGACCUAAUGCCACUCACCACUUUAUUCACAGCUUUUCACUGAUUGUGAACAGAGAUAACUGAAGGCCUCUUUGUUUAUCACAAAAGCUGGAAAACAUGAUUUUAUUGAUUCCUUCAUUUUAAUAACACUAAAAAUGAUCAAAACUUGGCUAAUGGCUAACCUCAUCCAUAGUUCAACCGACGUGGAAGGAUUAUGUUCAUUAAUACACUGGAAUUUUUUUGUUGUUUGUUGACAGGAAGUCAGUGGCAGAUAGGUUGAGCCUGUAAUAGAUGGCUAAUAUAUCUGCACUCGUUAUCUGCUUUUAUUCACUUCUGGUACUUUUACUUUUCAGCUGAUGUAGUAACUUCAAUGUGUCCCAUGUCAGACCUGCUGGUUUUGUUCCUGUUAACAUUUGUGCUAUGAUCCACACCGACCAGAAUAUUGCUGUUGUGUGCAUGUGCUUUUUUUUUUUCCAAUGUUUCAUUAUUUUAUUAUAGAGUUCAUAUUUAUGGUGGUGUGUCAUUAUCUUUGCUGCACAUUUGCAUGGCUGGAAGGGUUGAACAUUUUUGGUUAUUGUAUCACAAUGGUCUAGUAGAUUAACCAUACUGAACUUAACACAGGGGUCUGAGGCAAGGUAAAGAUUUGUAGUCCUGUCUGCUCUACUUUUGCACUACAAAUAAAUGGGAUGUUGAGAAAGUG